Molecule: messenger RNA, 875 nt
Organism: Pseudogymnoascus destructans
Lineage: Eukaryota; Fungi; Ascomycota; Leotiomycetes; Thelebolales; Thelebolaceae
Exons: 1
Coding region: 449-739 (96 amino acids)
Biological process (GO): pectin catabolic process
Cellular component (GO): extracellular region
Molecular function (GO): polygalacturonase activity
Source: RefSeq, a predicted model, not a curated record
GCUACAUGUACUCCAGCCAGUCUUGGCGACACUUCGCAGGAUGAUACUCCUGCCAUCAAAGCUGCUAUGUGGCAAUGGAGGCACAAUUGUCCUUCCAGCAGGCUUGGCCUACAGCAUCCCGACUAUGUUGGAUUUCACUGGUUGCACAAACUGUGAUUUCCAUUUUGAAGCUUUGUUCAAAGUUUCCAGUGAUACCACGUACUGGGCCACCCAGGAAGCAAUUAUCUUGAUGAAAACAUCAACGGAGCCAAGUUUCGCUCACUCACUGGUACCGGCGUCAUCGAUGGGAACGGCCAAAAUGCCUACAACAUUUUUUUGGCAGUGAACUCAUCACUUAAACGACCAACCCUGCUAAGUGUUAUUGGUGGUUCCAACCUCGUUGCCUCGGGGUUCAGAAUCAAGAACCCCCCCAAACGUCUUCAUCAACCAGAAGGGUGCCGCAACCAACAUGAACUACGCAAGCCUGACCAUGGAUGCCGCCUCGAAGUCCACCAAUCUGCCCAAGAACACCGACGGAUUUGAUGUUGGCGAGAGCACCUACACCACCAUAAAAGACGUGAAAAUCACCAACUACGAUGAUUACAUCGCUUUCAAGGGCGGCUGCAACUACGUGACUGUCGAUGGCGUCACAUGCUCUGGUGCUAGCCAUGGUCUCUCCGUCGGAUCCCCAGGGAAAACCAACCCGGAUACUGUCAAGAACAUAUAUGUCACAAACGCCAUAAUGAACGACUUGGUAUAAAGCAAGUUGUCAUGCUAACGGAAAUGACAGAUUAACGUGGCAGAGCUUGGUUUGAACUGCACUGCUGCUGCUUAGUGAGAUGGGAAAAAAGUGAGGGAUAAUAUUUCUGCCGUUGCAGGUAUUUGGGUAGGGGUGG